Molecule: messenger RNA, 4027 nt
Organism: Mytilus trossulus (common blue mussel)
Lineage: Eukaryota; Metazoa; Mollusca; Bivalvia; Mytilida; Mytilidae
Product: protein unc-13 homolog D-like
Exons: 27
Coding region: 302-3955 (1217 amino acids)
Cellular component (GO): secretory vesicle
Source: RefSeq, a predicted model, not a curated record
UUGAAAUAUUUUAUCUUUGAUCGAGAUUUUAUAGCUACUAAAACAUUGAUCAAAUAUUUCCAGUCCAUUAUUCGUGAAGUAUCCACAACAGAAUAUAGUGAAGUUAAAGUACUUUUUUAUAAAAGCAGUUGCGUGCCGUGUAAAAAAACAAACUUUUAAUAGUUUAAACAUAAAACAAAUUAUUUAAUUUAAAAAAAAAUAAUUACGGAAAGAUUUGUAUGUGCUUUUUUUCGUGAUCUUUGGACCGUUUUAAUAUAGAAUAAACUAUUCACGAUUUUGAUAUUGGAAUAUAAGUGAAACUAUGGCAUCUCCACCGAGAUCAUUAAGUCUCCCUUCAACAUCUCUUGGGCCAAGUAAAGCUAUGCAGAGAACUGGAAGUUUACCGUGUACUGGAUCAUUAAGAACCAGCCAGUAUGGACAGUACCUAAAACCCUGUUCGUCUUUAGACGAUCUCGAUGAACAUUACGCCGAAUCUUCACCGUCUCCGGGGAGUGCUGACAGUUUACCCGACGGGGGAUUUUUCACUAAACUUAAAAGGAGAUUAUCCUCCAGGAAAAAGAAUAAAAAUCGGAGGGAUAGGAAAGGAUCAGAGGACUUGUUCUUGGGCGUUUUAUUCAAUAAUGAUGUCGGAAGGAGGUUAAGCAAUUCUUCCAGGGAUAGUAUUCCCAAGGAGUUCAAGAAUGAGAAUAUUUACCGAGGCUUACUACGAGGACUGUUACAUCCACUUGGCAUACCAGACAAAAGUCCAGGACUAAGACCGGGAGAUCUAAUUGAUCAUUUAAGAGAGAUAUUUGAAGUUGACAGAGAUGAACACGAAUAUUUCAUUAGAGAGGAACUUGUACACAGGCCAAAGCAUGUACAAGUCAAAGUGUCUAUUAUUGAAGGACAAGGCCUGGCGUGGUCAGGUGAAAAGAAAGGAGAUUUUUACUGCCUGGCAAGAAUUGUUCAUCAUGGGAAGAAAUCACCAAAAAUAUCGCCAAAAAAUUCUCCAAAGUUAUCACCUCGGAUGACUCAUUCAUCAGGCUCAUUUGAUGAAGCCGAUAUCUCCAAAACACUAACUGUAAAGAAUUGUUCAAAUCCACAAUGGAAUGAAGAAUUCAGUCUAAAUAUCGAUAAUUUCUUUACUGAUGAGAUAAAGAUUUAUAUCCGUGACCAAACUGUGGAACAAGAAGCUUUAGGACACCAUGUUGAUAGACAUCACCAUGAACAUAAAUUUAAAAGUUUGCUUCGUAUGAUAUGGCAUUCUAGUGAGCAUGACAAGUCGAAAUGUGGUUGCUUUGGAAUGGUAUCUAUAAAUGUUAAGGAUGUGGUUGCACAGGGAGUUGAUAAAUGGUUUGACGUGACUGAAUGUGGAAAUAAAAAUGUUGUUGUUGCCAAAUGUCGUAUUAAGAUCAAUCUAUGUCAUAGACAGGAUGAUAUAAUGAGCGAAGAGUAUUUUUCUAUCGACGACUACUACCAAGCUGCCCAACAAGUCUACAGCUACGCUGCUAAAAGAUGUUUGCAAGAUGACAUGACAAUGGAGGCAAAGAUACAACCACAAGAUAGAAGAAUACUUAAUACAUUUGCAUCAUCUCAUCAGAUAUCAGACCUAUCACAAGCUAUUAUUCAUGUGAUCAUUUUGUUAGAAUGGACAACUGAAAAUGACAAUUUAAGUCAUACACAACAUGCUCUUGUGAAGCAUAUACAAGAAUUACAAAUGACCUGGGUCACAAAGCAGUUCAACAUAUCAACAGCAGCACAAAAGAUGCCAUUAACCGAUGCUGAGAUAGGUUGGUAUAGAAAAGCAGCAACAGGUUACAUAAAGUGUAUCAGUGAUCAUUUAGAAGAACUACCAGAACUCUUUCCACCUUCUGUUGACAAUGUUAACCUACUUAAAGCAAAGAUAGGUGUUACAGUACAGCUCUUAGAAUUGGAUCUAUGGGAAUCAAAGAGUUCUCCACAUAAAGAUCUAGCACAUUUACUUCUGCAUAAACUUCAGAGUGAUGUUGAUACCUAUACCCACAACAAAGUAGAAACCAUAUCUAUGCAUGACUUGGUUAAGGACCCGGUAAUACCUGAAUUAAAUAUUCUCGGAGAAAUUGUGGAUAAUUUGUCAUCUCAUUGCUACCCGAUGGGAGUUGUUAGAACCUUUUACAACUCGAUAGGCAUCAACUAUUACCGAAUUGUAUCCUUAUCAGCAGAGAAAAACAUAAGUACAAAAACCAGGGAACUCAUGAUGGAGUUGGACAAAUACCAAAGAAGAUAUCACAAGUUUUCAGUUAACAUAACCGAAAGCAGCAAACUCGCUCUAAGAAUAUACUUCCUUGUUAGAAAGUUUUAUAAUAUUACAAGGGAUAAUAUCAGUAGAAGAGAUGUUUUUAGACUAGCAAUAUCAAACUAUCAACAAUGGUUUCAAGAGACUCUUGUUUUCUGGAUUCAGACAUUUCGCACGGAGUGUAUGACUCGGAUAGAAAAGGCUUUGGAGAUAGAUAAAGAUGUUGUUCUUGUAACAUCACGUUGUAAAUUUUCAAAUUCUUCUGUGGAUGUUCUUGCCUGUUUUGCAAAGAUAACAGAAGAAUGGAAGGCUAUAGAUUUCCAUGAUCCUGACUCAUCUUUAAUGGGUGUCACAAAAAUAACUGAUUUAAUUUGUGAUGGUGCCCGGUUGUAUGUUCAGAAGAUACAGAACAUUUUGGAGAGGAAUUGUUAUUAUGAUGAUGAAGAAAAAACCUUUAAUGUUACUGAUAGGCUUUGUAUCACACUUAACAACAUAGAACACGUUCGUCAAUACUUAAAUGAACUUCCACAAUUAUUGGAAUGGGAAACUGUGGUCUCAAGAAUCUCUUCAACACACGAGAACGAUCGCAUAGGAACACAAGCUCUCUCGACUCUCGCACGACUUCUUAGUACCACAAAUAAGGAGAUUAUAAUGAAAAGUUCCCUGUUACUGACACAGAUUACGGAGAAAAUGAAAGUAGACAUGGCCGCUUAUAUGGAUAUAUUUACAAGAAAAAGACCAGAAAAGGCAUCCUCCGUUGAUAAACUUAUUGGAUACAUGUCAGUUAAUCUGAAGACCCUCCAUGACAAAAUGAUGACACCAACAUAUUACAGGAUGAUAGAACAUCUGUGGCCAACCAUGGUUACUUUGUUAGACCAGAAGAUGCUCUCAGGGGAAAGACCCGAGUACUAUUAUCAGAUGAAACAACAUGUGAAAGCUUUGAUAUCUUAUUUUGUACGAGGCGGGCUUCUGGAGAGACAGGUUAACAACCCUGUAUUUGAAGCUCUGAAAACACGUCUAGACUACAAUACUAUGUCGACUGAGGAUCUGUUACUGGCUUACUACGAUAACAUAGCUGACGAUAUGGGUACACCACUGGAGUACUUUGGUCACCUUGCAUUAAAAUUUGCUUACAUUGAGGAGACAAGAGGCAAUAUUACAAUAUAUGUCAAGGUUAUACGAGGUUGUGACUUACCCGGCUUAGAUGUUACUGGUCUAAGUGAUCCGUAUGUAAUACUUAGUCUACAUCCAUCAACAAUGUUUGGUCAUGUAAAGCCCCAGAGAACCAGAAUCGUAGAACAAACAUUGAAUCCAGUGUUUAAUACUUCAUUUCAAUUCCCAAAUGUUCCACGAGACUACAUUGAUAUCCAGGGAGCUGUGGUAUUGUUAAGUGUAUUUGAUUAUGACAAGAUUGGGAAUGAUGACUUUGCUGGAGAAGUUUUGAUUCGUCUCUCCUCUAUUCCCAAAAUAUCAAUGUCACAAACUGUUGACUCUGCAUCUGUUGUGAUGAUGGCGCUACAACGACCAUCUGCAAGUUUAGAAGGACCAUUUCAGGUUCUUGUGGAACGUAAGUCUUGGGACAAAACAGCAAAAACAUUUCUUGCAGACAGAAAAAGAUAUUUGGAACAUCAUCGUCCACGAACUGACAGACCGUCGAAAUUAACGAAUUUCUUCUCGUUUCUAACAGGAGAUAAGACCUGAAAAAACUAUUUGAAUUUUAUGAACUGAUCAGCAUUCCCAUUGCUGCUUGAAAUAUAAAAAAGAUGGUCACAU